AUGACUCGACCGCAUCUUGAAAAAUGGUCCCCUCAAGUCGUCGGCAGAUGUCUAGGCUAUGCCCUCCUCGAGGCACCCACCCGUACAGGAAAAGACAACAUGGCGCGAGAUAUCAAUCUUUGUAGUGAAGAUUUACCCGAUCUUGCAUCGCUGACCCAACUUUACGUUGGAGGAAUGAUUCGAUUGUUUCGCAGUCCAAAAGGUCCUACACCGACACCACCAACGAUACCGAUAUCGUACUACCCCCAAAGAAAAUCUCUUACGACUUUGGCUCAGGACAUUGCAGCCGCAUUAGCUGAGCCUCACAAGUUUGCAAACGCUAAGCUUCUCGCUCUUCAACGGGAUGGCUUCUGCUGUGUCGUUACGGGAUCUUUUGACUUGGAUUCUGUUGAAAAGGAAUUUAUCCAGCCCACGCCUGGGACAGCGUGGGUCUUCACACAGGCUGCACAUAUCUUCGGGGAAUCAAACAAUGGAAACAUACUUGGGGAAGGUCAUACAUUAAAGCCCGAGUGGGCAUUAACUGUGGCAGCCCUCGUUGAACGAUACGCGGAGAUUUCUAUUUGUAAAGAGCUCAAUGGAUCAAAUAUCUACCGUGCUGAGAACGUGUUGACGCUCGAUAUAGGAACUCACUAUUUCCUCGAUAAUCUCUAUAUUUCGCUUGAGCCUGUCCAGGAUACUCCGCACACAUAUAAUCUCCACACGUACUCGGAAAAAAACAAACACCGUCAAUAUCGUGUUCCUCAACGGGUCACGUUUACUGACCACAGCAAUGGCAAGACUGCGAUGCCGGAUCGCCGCUACCUACAGCUCCAUCAUAUAUGUGCCAAGGUUCUUCAUCUUUCGGGUGCUUUAAAGGUUGUGAAGAAGUUCGAGUGGGAGAUGGAACGGCUGGAGGGUCUUGCGGCGGAUGGAUCAUCGGCGAAAUAUCUGAGUGAGGCACUACUGUCGAGCUCUCUGAGUCUUCGGCCCCCUCCGGAGUACUAG
Marasmius oreades (fairy-ring Marasmius) is the source of this 984-nucleotide messenger RNA. RefSeq lists its product as uncharacterized. Lineage: Eukaryota; Fungi; Basidiomycota; Agaricomycetes; Agaricales; Marasmiaceae. The record is from RefSeq and is a predicted model, not a curated record. The coding region runs from base 1 to 984 and encodes 327 amino acids. The transcript has 5 exons.